Ascoidea rubescens DSM 1968 is the source of this 1542-nucleotide messenger RNA. RefSeq names its product ANP1/MMN9/VAN1 family protein. The record is from RefSeq and is a predicted model, not a curated record. NCBI's taxonomy places the organism in Eukaryota, Fungi, Ascomycota, Saccharomycetes, Ascoideales, Ascoideaceae. The transcript is spliced from 2 exons. Gene Ontology annotation, molecular function: alpha-1,6-mannosyltransferase activity. Gene Ontology annotation, biological process: cell wall mannoprotein biosynthetic process; protein N-linked glycosylation. The coding region runs from base 1 to 1542 and encodes 513 amino acids. Gene Ontology annotation, cellular component: mannan polymerase complex.
AUGAACUCUCUUUUCAGUUUUAAAUCAAAAGUUUUCCCCGAAACUAUACCAAAACUUAAAUUAUCUCUCAUGCUCUUCCUAAUAAUCCUAAUUCUAUCAAUCAAAUACUUUCUAUCAAAUCUACACUUCGACUACAUACCGAACUUGGACAACGUCCCAAACACUUUCUACUACGAUUUAGCCAAUUACCAAGGAAGCCCCGAUGGUUGGCAAAGAUACGAAAAGGUCCUAUUCUGUGUCCCCCUCAGAGAUGCUGAAUCUCAUCUACCCAUGUUUUUUGGCCAUAUGAAAAACCUAACCUAUCCUCACAACCUAAUUGAUCUAGCCUUCCUAGUCUCGGACUCAAAGGACGACACAAUGGGCUCCCUAAGAAGUCACUUACAAGAAAUCCAAAAUGACCCAAAUCCAAACCUACAUUUCGGCGAAAUCGAAAUCUACGAAAAGGACUUUGGUCAAAUCAUUGGCCAGGGCUUUAGUGAUCGUCAUGGUUUUGCUGCCCAAGGUCCUCGUAGAAAGUUAAUGGCUAGAGCAAGAAAUUGGCUAUGGACUGUAGCAAUAAAACCAUAUCACUCCUGGGUAUACUGGAGAGACGCUGACGUCGAAACUGUUCCUUCAACUAUCAUAGAAGACCUAAUGCAUCAUGAUAAAGAUGUCAUUGUCCCCAACGUUUGGAGACCUCUCCCGGAUUGGUUGGGCAAUCAACAGCCCUACGACUUAAACUCAUGGCAAGAAAGUGAUGGUGGCCUCCAAUUAGCCAACACCCUAGAUGAAGACGCUGUCAUAGUAGAAGGUUAUCUUGAAUAUGCCACCUGGAGACCUCACUUGGCCUACCUAAGAGACCCAUAUGGCGAUCCAGAAGUCGAAAUGCCCCUAGAUGGUAUUGGCGGUGUAUCAAUUCUAUCAAAGGCAAAAGUCUUUAGAACUGGAACUCACUUUCCUGCCUUCUCCUUUGAAAAACAUGCUGAAACUGAAGCCUUUGGUAAAAUGUGCAAGCGAAUGAGCUACUCCGUUGUUGGCUUGCCUCACUAUGUUAUUUGGCACAUCUAUGAGCCUUCAACUGACGAUUUGAAACAUAUGGAAUGGAUGGCUCAAGAAGAAGCAAGACAAAAAGAAGAAGAAAAAUUAAGAAAGAUUUAUCAAAAAUCUUGGAACCAAGGCUUUGAAGACGUUCAGGAUAUUUGGAAAGAGGACAGAAUUAAUAUCCUAAAAAAUACUGAUAUGAGUAAACAUCGUAAAAUUGUUGUUGAUUGGUCUGGUAUCGAUGAAUUUGAUCCAAUUGAGGAAGAAGUCAAAAUUGUUGAUACAAAUUCAAAACAAGACAAAGAAAAAGAAAAAGAAAAAGAAAUGGAAAUAGAAAAGGAAAAGGAAAAAGACAAAGACAAAGACAAAAAAGACGAAAAAGAUAAAGGCAAAAAAGAAAUCGAUACUUCAGACUCUCAACAGUCUUCUGAUAAAGAUAAAAAAUCAAAAAAAAAUCAAGAUCAGCUGAAUAAACAACAUGUAAAUGACAAUGAUAAAGUUUUAGCAGACUUUGAUUCUUAA